AUGCCGAGCCUGAGCUCCGGUUUCCUCAUGACUACGUGCUCUACAGCGGUGCCGAGAGGAAGAAGUUCCCCAGGCACUGCAAAGUGCCUCGCCAGAAUCUCGGCUUUCAAGGGCUUUGUCUCCUCCAUAAAGCAAGAGGCUCAGGAACCAGAGUUUUGGCCGCGAUCACCGGCCCUUCCGCGGAGCUGCAUCGUCAGACGCGUCGCAAGAGCAAGAAGAGCAGCCUGUCUUUCCCACCCCCAUGCUGCAGCAGCUGCUGGCAGUGCUGCUGCUGCUCAGCAGGCAGCAGCUGCUCCGCAGCAACCUGGAGUCAAUGACUGGCUGCUGCGGACUGCAGGUCCCCUUCAACAGCUUCUGCCCGUCGCGCCGUCUUUCUCGGGAGCAGCAGCAGCAGCAGACUAUACGGCUGUUGCCAUCUCGGCAACAGGCGCGGUUUCUGGUUUGCACCUAGCUACUGGAAAGCUCCUUUGGAGGCUGUUACUCGGCGAAAACUGGCUGCUUCUGCAACAGCAACAAGUCGACCACUUGCUGGUGCUCCUGGCAGAUGUUCGGCAUCCUCUGGAAUCGGCGCAUGCAGCGAAUCCGGCAGCUUCAAACCCAGCUGUAGAGACACCCGCAGCAGCAGUCUCGACGCGCAGAAGAGGCACUCUGCAUGUCAUCGACUUGAAAGAAGGCGUCUUGCUGUGGAAGGCGGGGCACGACGUAAGCAGCUUCGCGCUUGCUUCUUCAGGAUCGGCAGUCUCAGCAGGAGCAGCGAGACAUGGCCGUACAGCACAAGCCUUCGUUGUUGCAACGGAGACACCUCGAGGACUGGAAGCCAGAGACGCCUCCUCAGGGAGCGUCUUGUGGGCAAAGGUCCUUAACUCUGGCAGCGACAGCAGCAGCGAAAACGGCGAAGCUUUAGGCUUGGUAGCCGUUCAGCAGCAGCAGCGGCUGCAGCAGCAGCAAGGGGGGAAGCCACAGACGCUUUUUUGCGUGUUACAGCAAAAAGCUCUCGAGGGGCCUCUUGGUAGCAGCUGCUUCCACGCAUUGGACGGGCAGCAGCUGCAGCCGCAAGAGCAGACGCAGCUGCAGCAACAACAGCGUCAGCAACAACAAACACAGCAACUUGGUCGACAAGCAUUCUCCGAGGCUGUCUCCCUAGUACCCCUCGAAGAUAACUGCAUUGCUCUGCAAACCCCAGCGGGAGCCUACUUUCUGCAUUUCUCAGCCUCCGGUUCUGUAGACGCGACGGAAGCUCUCGAAGUUGAAGCCCUCUCUUUGCUGCCUCUGGGGAAGUGCACUUCUCUCGCAGGCACGGCUGUUGUAGGAUACGAGGAGGGCACUGGCUUUACACAGAAGCGCAUUCAGGUAAGCGUGUGCGACGCAAGCUUCUUGGUCGAAGUGCUCGGAUGCGCUGUGCAGAGUGCUGAGGGGAGCAGUUUGAAGGGUGGGAGUUUUGCUCAGGCCCUACAGAGCGGAGAGUGGAUUUUGGCACCCCUUCGAGAAGAUGGCUCAGAGAAGCAAAACCAGCGUGCAGUUGCUGUGCGACUUUUCGGAGAAGUGGUGGAGGCGAAGCUGCUUGAUCUAAGAGCCGGCACAGAAAAACCUUUUCUUAAAGAGGCUUUGCCAGCAGCGCUAACGGCAACGGUGGGGUCGGUUGGCAGUGCGUUGGGGGGGGGGCCUACAGUAGCAGCAGCGUUGGCGUUUGCUGCUGACGCACAGCAGCACGAGCAACUGCUCUUGCUGCUGUCGGAUUUCUCCGUCUUGAAUCUGCAAAAGGGGCAAGGCGUCUCGUGGGUGAGAGAGGAGGGGCUCAGCCUCAUCACGAACGCUGUCAUGGGUGCUUUGCCGAUUCAGCAGGAAGCCUCGCAAGACACGGAGGCAGGCGCUCCCGCUUCAUGGGGGCUCGUACUACAGGCAGCGACAGCUGCCGCAGGUGCAGCAGUGGAGGAAGCUACCACGAUCGCAGCAGCAGUCGCUACAGCUGUUGGUGACGCUGCUUCAGAAGCGGCUGCUACCCUGUUUGCGAAGGGUGUGGCAUUCGCUGCUGCGAUCCUUGGAAGGCCGCUCGCUCCCGAGGAGAACACCACUGCUACAGACAGCGGCCUUCUUUCACCGCAUUUCAACUUCCAGCUUCCAGCGGCUCUCAAAUUGCAGGUCUUAGGUCUGCAGCCGCAGCAGCACCAGCAGGUGUAUGAGCAGCCGCUGGUGCUGCACAGGAAACUGGAAGCAGAGAUGCGGGCGAAGCGCAAUGCUCGACUCUUUGGAUGGCGUAACAUCAUUGUAGCGGCCAGCUGCAACAAUUUGGUGUAUGGACUCCACGCAGCAACAGGUUUGGUGUUGUGGAAGCUGCAGCUCCCAAGCGGUGGUAGCUCUACGUGUUGUUGUUUGAAUAUGCUGCGCAAUAGCAACAGUCACCUGGUUGCGCGUUCGGAAGCGAACGGCAACGUAAAUUGGGUGCACCCCGAGGGUCAGUGCAAAGGCGCACAGCAAGAACAGAAGGAGGAAGGAUGCCAUUGGCGAUUGGUGUCUCUUGAGCUUGUGGGGUUGCAUAAAGGGACAGUUUUUGUGGCGCUUGUUAAUCAAACGGCUCAGGCGACAGAGCUGUUUUGGAUAGAUCUUGGCACGGGAGUCGUGCAGCAGCAGGAGCGAGCACCCUUUGCUGCCAUCGGGGUACUCCCACUGCAGCACUUGGAGUUGCAAGACGCAGCAGCAGCAGCAGGAGCAGCGGCAGCGGAAGUUGUGGCAGCACCAGCGGAUGCGCUGCUGCAGCGACAGCAGCACAGCGGCAGCGCCGUGGUGUUAAUGCACAGGGAGCAGCAGCGGGGGAAAAGGCUGCGUCUCUCCCUAGUUGAUCCGCUUCAGCAGUUGACGGCUUCGCAGCAGGUUACCCACAGCAUCCCCCUGCCUCUCGCCGACUUGAUGACAUCCCGCCUGUCCUUUUACAUGGUCAAUGAAUGCAGUGGCAGUGUCGAGGGGUUUGUGCCUGUCCCCCUCGCUCCUCCAACAGGGGAAACGGUGGAGAUGGAGGUGCAGCUCACGUGGUCUGUGAACUUCGCAGCAGAGAAGCAGACGAUCCUCACCGUGGCCGCUUCCAUGCAACGUUCUCUGCGUCAAGUGCCGGUGUUUGUGCACGCCGACGUUUCUGUUGGCUAUAAGCAUAUCGAUCCUAACCUCCUGGCAGUUGUAACUGCUGAGGAGGGCGUGGGAGGUGCCUUGGUGCUGCACUUGUUGAAUGGCGUGUCUGGGCAACUUGUUCAUCAGCAAGUCCUCUUCAGUGGGGCUUCGAAGCCUCUCACAGUAGCUGUCUGCGAGGACUCAGUGUACGUUCACUUUUGGAAUAUUUUCGAUGCUCGGUUCGAGCUCCUUGUUGUCAGUCUCACGGAAAAUAGACCAGAUCCUGGUCCGUUAGGGCUAAUCUUCCCAUCUUCCAGAAGGAGUCCCCAUAAGUCAGGCUUUAGUUUGGGAAUGCCCUCGGGAGAAGCACGAAAUUAUAUUUUGCCCUCCAGUGUAUCUGCACUUGGAAUUACGGCUACGGCCCAGGGCAUCACCCCCAAAGCACUGGUCUUGGCAAGCGCCAGCACGCAGCAGAUCUAUCUUCUUUCCACCCGCCUUGCUAGUGCAAAGCGUCCCCUUCCUGCCGUACCAGGAGGAGUGCCGUCAGACGCUGCUGCUGCGGGGGGGAUACCGGAUGGAAUGAUUGGCUACACCCCAAUCUUGCCUCUGAACCCUGCGGAUUCUCUCACCUACGGCAGGACUGUGGCUCAUGUUCGAGGUGUACACUCCGAGCCGUCGGAAAGGGAGUCUUCCUCUCUAGUGUUUGCCUUCGGCAUGGACCUCUUUUUCUCCCCUGUGCAGCCUGCCGGGGGUUUCGACGUGCUCUCUCCCUCCUUCCCCUUUUCUUCUCUGCUGUUGGCUUUUGCAACCCUUGCUGCAGCCGCAGCUGCUGCAGACUACACGAAAAAGAGCAAUGCUCUGAGCUCCAAAUGGGCAUAG
Molecule: messenger RNA, 3978 nt
Organism: Cyclospora cayetanensis
Lineage: Eukaryota; Apicomplexa; Conoidasida; Eucoccidiorida; Eimeriidae
Biological process (GO): protein folding in endoplasmic reticulum
Cellular component (GO): EMC complex
Molecular function (GO): protein binding
Source: RefSeq, a predicted model, not a curated record